This is a messenger RNA of Rhododendron vialii, 1202 nucleotides long. RefSeq lists its product as uncharacterized. Lineage: Eukaryota; Viridiplantae; Streptophyta; Magnoliopsida; Ericales; Ericaceae. The transcript is spliced from 6 exons. The record is from RefSeq and is a predicted model, not a curated record. The coding region runs from base 156 to 971 and encodes 271 amino acids. Gene Ontology annotation, molecular function: iron ion binding; protein binding.
AACCGCAAGCACUCCAUUCUCCCCGCCACUAGAAGGUUAUCUGCUGCUGCUCUCCCAUCCACAAAAACACGUCUAACCUCCCUCCACUGUGAGUGACUGUGCUCUCAAACACACACAAACCCCCCCGCCCCCCUCUCUCCGAUUUUUUAUCAAACAUGUCAUCUGCGGUGGUUGCAGGUGCUUCAUCCUCUUGCUCCGCUGCUAUUACAAAGAGUUAUUCCAUCAAAUCUAGUUCAACCUCAUCCCCCAAGCCACUUGUUCCGCACUGUCUGCAGAAAACUCCCUUUCAAAGGCUCUCUCUUCUAGAUGCCAAAAGGGGCUUUUCAAGUUCUUUCACAGCUGACAAAAGAAGUAGGUUUAGAAUUCCGAGAAGACGUCUUGAAAUCACAGCAAGAACUGCUUCAAAGAAUAUUGAGGUUGAAGUUGACAAGCCACUGGGCCUAACUUUGGGUCAAAAGUCAGGAGGUGGAGUGGUCAUUACUGCUGUAGAAGGAGGUGGGAAUGCUGCAAAAGCAGGGCUCAAGGUCGGGGAUCAGGUACUCUACACCAGCAGUUUCUUUGGAGAUGAACUUUGGCCUGCUGAUAAGCUGGGAUUUACGAAAACUGCCAUCCAAGCAAAACCAGAUUCUGUCUACUUUGUUGUUAGCAGAGGGGUCGAGGUAGAUGUUAAAAGACUACCAAAGCGUCCAGCACCUCCUCGCUUUGGCAGGAAGUUAACCGAAGCUCAGAAGGCCAAAGCAACGCACAUAUGCCUUGAUUGUGGUUACGUAUACACCAUGUCGAAACCUUUCGAGGAGCAGCCGGAUGAAUAUGCAUGUCCACAAUGCAGAGCACCGAAGAAGAGAUUUGCUCGGUAUGAUGUUAGCACCGGGAAGGCAAUAGGUGGGGGUCUACCUCCAAUUGGGGUCAUUAUUGGGCUUGUGGCAGGUCUUGGCGGAGUUGCAGCAUUACUCGUUUACGGUCUUCAAUGAGAAACUCUUCAACUCUGGAUUCAAUAUUCUGUUCCAUUCGUAGUAUCAUUUUACCCCGAAAUUCAUUUUUUUUUUUUUUUUUUUCUGUUUCACUGCCGUGAAAUGAAGCGUGAAAAUAUGGACUUGAGAAAUGUGCAUUGGAAUUUGGAAGUCCCUUUCGGAAACAUAUGUAACAAACUAGUGGAGGGUAUGUGUGUAUGAAAUGGUCAUUUUGAGGGGAUUAUUUCAUAA